AUGGCCGGCGUACAUGACGAUCCGGACUCAAUGCCCGCGACGCCGGAUGAGAUGAUAGACAAGGAGAUUCUAGGCAGCCCUGGAUCUCCUGGUUCUGUCGACUCUUCAGAAGCUGGCACGCCGCUCGAGACACCCGAGGAGCUCUCAGACGAGCCACCUAAGAGAAUGCCGUCAUUACGAUCCAUAUCCGACCCCCAAAACACAGGUCAUCAAAUGUCCGCGUCGUCGACGCAUGUGGGUGUAUUAUCUAAUGCAAGGCGCCCUCCUGCUGCUGCGCAUAUGUCCAGUGGCCGUCUACCGGAUGACAUUAAUGCAAAGAUGCGAGCUUUUCACCUCUCUCGCCAAGGCGGUCCUCCUAUGAGCUCUCCUCAACCUACCCCGCCUUCGGGGCCUUCUCCGGGUGGCCCGGUCAUUGGUGGUCUACCUAGACAUAUGCCAAUUCCCGGAGCUGUUCGUCCUGGUGCUCCCUCAUUUCCCAAAUCAGCCCCUAACGUACCCUCCAUGCCGCAGGGAGGAGGACUGGCCGGGAAGAGGCGGUUCGGGUUGAAACUUGGGGAUAUGGGGGGAGGGACUUCACCGGCGUCUUCUGCUUCUUCCGGCUCUGGCAUAAAUCCUCAGCAGCAGCUGAACCAAAAUGGAAGAGGUCAUAUGUCACAGAUGAAGCAAUUCGAAGAGUACAUCGAUUCCGAAAAGGGGUACCUCACCUUCAAGGGGAAGGCGAUCAUCACCAACAAAGGAGUUGACUUCUCGGACGGGUCGGUCUUCAGAAUAUCACUCGACGAAAUUGAAAAGUUAGAUGAGCUAGGGAAAGGAAAUUACGGCAUCGUAUAUAAAGUAAAGCAUAUGAAACCAAGAGUCCCACGCUUUGGUCCGGGCCUUUCUGGCCUCAAAUCUACGUCUUUGCAGGGAUUACCAACAGGUGCACAGGAUCAAGAAGACAGUGAUACCAGCACAAAGUCUAGUUCCGGGAUGGUCAUGGCUAUGAAAGAGAUACGUCUUGAGCUAGACGAAGCGAAAUUGACGACGAUAUUGAAAGAAUUGGUCAUCCUACACGAAUGUGCGUCCCCAUACAUCAUCGAAUUCUACGGGGCCUUUUUUCAAGAAAGUGCCGUGUACAUGUGUCUCGAAUAUAUGGACGGCGGUUCCAUUGACAAGCUAUACUCUGGGGGCAUUCCGGAAAAUGUGCUUCGCAAGAUUACAUAUUGCACCGUAAUGGGUCUUAAGGAAUUGAAGGACAAGCACAACAUAAUUCACCGUGACGUCAAACCUACGAAUAUUCUCAUCAAUACGAAAGGACAGGUCAAGAUCUGCGAUUUCGGUGUGAGCGGCAAUCUUGUGGCCAGCAUCGCCAAGACCAACAUUGGAUGCCAAAGUUAUAUGGCACCUGAGCGAAUUUCUGGUGGUUCAUUUAUGCAUGCCGGCGCUGGAGACGGAACUUACAGCGUACAAAGUGAUAUAUGGAGUUUGGGUCUAACGAUCAUCGAGUGCGGCAUGGGGAAAUAUCCAUACCCCCCUGAAGUAUCGUCGACUAUUUUCAGUCAGCUAAGCGCCAUCGUCGAAGGAGACCCGCCGGAUCUACCGGAUCGAUAUUCCGAAGCAGCAUGCGAAUUCGUCCACGGUUGUCUCAACAAAAUCCCCAAACUGAGACCAACGUAUCAGGCACUAUUAUCUUCUGUGUGGCUUGAGGAUCUGGCGAAACCGGAGACGAUUGCCGAAGAAGAGGAAGAAGUAGAGGAGAAUGAUGCGAGCGCCGAAGCAGUGGCCGGUGCAGCUGGGAAGUUUGACUUCAGCCACUCGACCACUGAUGAUUCUGAGGUGGCUACUUGGGUUCGGGAGGUGCUAGAGAAGAAACAGAGUGGGCAGUACGGCGAGAUAGAAGGGCAGCCAGCGCUCCACCACGCCCCAUUUGACGCUGUAAGCCCUUUAGCCAGCCCACGAAUUGGAGUUUAG
Molecule: messenger RNA, 1950 nt
Organism: Hypoxylon fragiforme
Lineage: Eukaryota; Fungi; Ascomycota; Sordariomycetes; Xylariales; Hypoxylaceae
Product: kinase-like protein
Exons: 2
Coding region: 1-1950 (649 amino acids)
Biological process (GO): MAPK cascade; cellular hyperosmotic response; protein phosphorylation
Molecular function (GO): MAP kinase kinase activity; ATP binding
Source: RefSeq, a predicted model, not a curated record